Messenger RNA from Chelmon rostratus (copperband butterflyfish), 2211 nucleotides. It is a transcript of the gene parvaa, whose product is annotated as parvin, alpha a. The transcript is spliced from 13 exons. Lineage: Eukaryota; Metazoa; Chordata; Actinopteri; Chaetodontiformes; Chaetodontidae. Bases 124 to 1242 code for a protein of 372 amino acids. Gene Ontology annotation, biological process: establishment or maintenance of cell polarity; actin cytoskeleton organization; cilium assembly. Gene Ontology annotation, cellular component: actin cytoskeleton; cytoplasm; focal adhesion. The record is from RefSeq and is a predicted model, not a curated record. Gene Ontology annotation, molecular function: actin binding.
GCUUUAGGGAGUGGACGGUGAUUUUUUUUUCUUAUUAUUUACUUGACUUCCCAUCCCAACUUUUCCCACCUCAGCUCGUACAGUUUUGUGGUAACCGUCCCGGAUUAAACUAUCGCUGCGACGAUGGCUUCCUCGCCUCAGAAGUCUCCGUCUUCACCGAAGUCUCCGACGCCCAAAUCCCCGUCGUCCAGAAAGAAAGAUGACUCUUUCCUCGGGAAACUUGGUGGGACUUUGGCAAGAAGGAAAAAGGCUAAAGAAGUGUCUGAGCUUCAGGAAGAGGGGAUAAAUGCCAUCAACCUUCCCCUCAGCCCUUCCCACUAUGAGCUGGACCCUGAGGACACCAUGCUAGAGGAGAAUGAAGUGCGCACCAUGGUGGACCCCAACUCCAAGAAUGACCGCAAACUGCAGGAGCUCAUGAAGGUGUUGAUCGACUGGAUAAAUGACGUACUGGUGGGGGAGAGGAUCAUUGUGAAGGAUCUGGCUGAAGAUCUGUACGAUGGACAGGUCCUGCAGAAACUAUUUGAAAAGCUGGAGGGUGAGAAGCUGAACGUGGCAGAGGUGACCCAGUCGGAGAUUGCCCAGAAACAGAAGCUGCAGACCGUUCUGGAACGCAUCAAUGACUCACUCAAACUCUCCACCAGGAACAUUCGCUGGAAUGUUGACUCGGUUCAUGCUAAGAGUAUAGUUGCCAUCCUGCACCUUCUGGUGGCGCUGUCGCAACACUUCAGAGCACCAAUCAGAUUGCCAGACCACGUUUCUAUUCAAGUAGUGGUCGUCCAGAAAAGAGAGGGCAUCCUUCAGUCCAGACAGAUUCAAGAGGAGAUCACAGGCAACACAGAGGCUUUCUCUGGCAGACAUGAGAGAGAUGCUUUUGACACCCUGUUUGACCAUGCGCCAGAUAAACUGAAUGUUGUCAAAAAGACAUUGAUCACAUUUGUGAACAAACACCUGAACAAGCUCAACCUUGAAGUGUCUGAAUUGGACACACAGUUUGCAGACGGUGUUUAUCUGGUAUUGCUGAUGGGGCUGUUGGAGGGCUACUUCGUGCCACUCUACAACUUUUUCCUCACGCCGGAGAAUUUUGACCAAAAGGUCCACAAUGUGUCCUUCUCCUUUGAACUGAUGCAGGAUGGAGGUCUGGAGAGACCAAAGCCCCGACCAGAGGACAUAGUGAACUGCGACCUGAAAUCGACACUGCGCGUCCUCUACAACCUCUUCACCAGGUACCGGAACGUAGACUGAGCGCCAUUUGUAGCAAGAGGGAACACUUUAUACCAUGGACCACAUUAAAGCUUAAUAAUAUGUUUUUCCUUCUAUUUGUUAUAGAAAUCUGUCUUUAUUUGAAUGCAUGCAUCACAUUUUGUCCACCACAAAUCAAUAUAUAUUGUCUUUUAUAUUUCUGCAGAGACGUUUGGCUUGCGUGCCACAAAAUGCUUGUUUUUUUUAUUGUGAAUUGGGCGUUGCUAUACAGCCCUGCAGACAUCUGUGAACUCAAUAAGAUUUCAGUUCAGCCAUAGAGGUAAUUCUGUAAAGAUUUUUGUCACCCUGCAUUGAUAGCAUGAAGAGGAGAUUUUAGAUGAACAACAUUCGUACCUUUUAAUUCAGAAAAGAAAAAAGUUUAACUGCAUUUAUUGUACAUUUUGAUACGCUCGUUCUUGCUUUUCCAGCCACUGCGUUUUCUUCUCUCUGCUCUUGUUUGUCAUUCAUAAGUGCCUUUAUUUAAACGUGAACACCGUCAGCUCCCGAUACUCCAUAGUGGGAUGCAUGUGCUCCCCAGUCGUCUUAACGCUGCAGAUUUCCUUUGCAUGUGUGGAGGAACAUUUGAAAUAUUUUGACCAAAGCUCUGUUGUAUUCACACUGUAAAAUGCAUAAAGGCUUUACUCAGCAGCCAUUUUCUUUCUAGUGUUUUCUAUUGUCGCAUGUGUCUUAUUUUAUGUUGUAGGUGCAUCGUUACAAAGUCACCCUGCCUGUCAUAGCUUCAGACAUUAUAUACAUCAUAUUUUAAUACACAUUCGAUUUCACUCCUUUGUGCAAGACACAUGAAAUAUUGACUGAAUAUAUCAAAUGUAUGUUGUGUUCUACUUUCAAGGCAAUUUCACUUCUUUGAACAAGUGCCAUAACAGUAUGUGGUUCAAGCUGCAAACACGUUUGCUAUAAUGCAUCUAUUUAUGUUUUAAUGCAUUACAUUCAAUAAAUCCUUCAGUCCCUGAA